AUGCCCGCCAGCCCACCUUCGCCCUUAAGGCUAUCACACCGCCACACUCGCAGCCGGUCUUCGAACACAGAUAUGGAGCCGAUGUCGCCAGCCGAUUACAUGCAGAAUGGAUACUCUCUCGACUCUCCGCGAUCGCCCGCCAGCCCCCGGGCACACUACGCGCAGAGCAUGAACGGGUCAGCCAGGAUGUCCGGCGACUUUGGAGCAGCCACUGAAGCCAGCGGCGGGCUGGGGAAUCUUGCAGAUGAAUUGGCAGAUGCUUGGGAAGACGAAGAGAAUGGCUAUGGGGGGUAUGCGUCCGGGCAAGAAGUCGCGCAAAUGGAUUCACAGCCGUUGGAACAAGUGAGGACGCGGACGCCUUCGCCGGGAUAUAUGUCAGAGCGCGAUUCAUUGCAGCUGCCGCGGCCGAAGAUGCGAAAUGGCUCGAAUCGACACCGGAGGCAUGAAUCGCAGUACGACGGCUCAGAUUACGGGCCUGAUUCGGAUCUGGAGGAAGUUAAUAUGUCGCCGGGACUAGAGAAUCAGUUGGCGGAGAUUGAGAGUUUGGCGAGACGUGGACUGGAGAAUAAUGGGAGCGAAAACGAUCAUGUCAUUGACCGGGCGAUUACGGCGCUGCAGGAUCUUGGGGCGCAGAGUGGGAUUGAGAAUAAUGCUAUGAGGCUCAUUACCGCCCACUCUUCAAUAACCUCCUACCUCACCCACCAGACACGCACCGUCCAGAACCUAACCCAUCCCCUCCUCUUUGCCCCCUUCCCCCUCCUCUCCGAAGAUGCAAUCGACGCUCUCAUCCCCCUGAUCGACGAAGGCCUCCUCCCUAACCUCCCCUACCCAUUCCCAGAGCAAAACCACCAUUCCUCCCGACCAAAUACUCCUUCAUCACACUCCACAUCGUCCACUUCCAACCCCCUUACCUCCCUCCAGACCCUGAUCUCGCAAACCUCCGACAUAACACUCUCCCUUCGCGGCCUGAGCGACACCCUCUACGAAUCCCGCCAGCUUCAAUCAACAGCCUCUAGGCGUCUUCGCUCUGCCCGCGAACUCGUCGCCGACCUCCGCAGGGAAGAAGAAGGCCGCGAGGAGGGCACAAGGUGGAUCGAAAGAGGAGACUGGGACCGGAAGCUCAGGGAACGCGAAGCUGGCCGUGAGUGCGGUGACGUCGUGAGUGGCUUUGAGGCGUUCUGUGGUGAGUGGAGGGAGAAAUUGUUUGGCGCCGCUGGUGCGUCCGAGGCUGUUGCUGCAUAG
Molecule: messenger RNA, 1242 nt
Organism: Aspergillus mulundensis
Lineage: Eukaryota; Fungi; Ascomycota; Eurotiomycetes; Eurotiales; Aspergillaceae
Exons: 2
Coding region: 1-1242 (413 amino acids)
Source: RefSeq, a predicted model, not a curated record